AUGGCUCGCUCUACAAUCCUCCUCUUCGGCCUUGCUGGUGCCGUCGCCAUUGGCUCAGCCGCCUUUACAGUCCUCUCUUCUCCCCUCGGAAAGCGCAGUCUCUUGACCGUUGUCGCUUCAGGCAUAGCCCUCUUCAUCUUCGCCUCAACAAGACAUAUUCAGCUUCUCUCACGUCGCAACCCCAAACGAAAUGCGAGACUGCAGGUGAAUACCAAUCCGCGAGCUGCUCGUCGGCCACCACUUGACUACAACCUGUUCGUCCUCGGCUCAGGCGGGCACACCAAGGAAAUGCUCAUGAUGAUGGACGACGGCUCCCACGACUUCACCAAUUUUCAUCGUCGCUAUCUCAUUUCCAGCGGCGACACCAUGUCAGAGAACCACCUCGAAGAAUACGAAGACAGCCUCAAGACUCUGUGUCAAUCUCACCAAUCUUCAUCCGGCACCUACGACAAGCGCAUCGUCACUCGCGCACGCAAAGUCCACCAACCUCUCUGGUCAACGCCCUUUACGGCUCUGCUCAGCAUUCUCGACAUUUUUCCCGCGCUGCUCGUUCCGCCGGACAAUGAAGCAGGCAGAAAAUUGCGGUAUCCUAGCAGGGUCUUUUCAAACGGGCCGGCUACGGGAUUCUUUGUUGCGCUGGCGAUACAUCUGCUAAAGAUGCUUUAUGUCGUCCCGGAGAGCUGUAUGAAGGUUGUAUAUAUUGAAUCUUGGGCUCGUAUCUCGACGCUGAGUCUGACGGGCAAGUUACUGUUGCACACUGGUAUAGCAGAUGUCUUUGUUGUACAGCAUGAAGAGGUGGCGCUGCGGUACGGCGUACAAAACGCUGGAGAAAUUGUGUUUAAUUCUCGCCGCUUGGAUGAUAUAGAACCAAGCCCAGUCAAAUGCUAG
Trichoderma gamsii is the source of this 888-nucleotide messenger RNA. RefSeq lists its product as hypothetical. Gene Ontology annotation, cellular component: UDP-N-acetylglucosamine transferase complex. NCBI's taxonomy places the organism in Eukaryota, Fungi, Ascomycota, Sordariomycetes, Hypocreales, Hypocreaceae. The transcript has 2 exons. The record is from RefSeq and is a predicted model, not a curated record. Gene Ontology annotation, biological process: dolichol-linked oligosaccharide biosynthetic process. Bases 1 to 888 code for a protein of 295 amino acids.